UGAACUUUUGUAUUAAAAUCUCUACAACUUAAGCUUCAUUAACUAUUAAUGAAAUUAAAAGAAAUCAUAAUGAAUGUUUCAAUCAUAACUAAGUCAAUAUCGAUGGUUAUUGUUAUUGAUAUUUUUGAAAUGUCAAUAUAAACAAACAAAUUAUAUGCUGCAAUUGAACAAGAAAAUAUGACUUCGCCUUAUUUUUCUGAAUUAAACAAGUUGAAAAACUCUCAAAAACAGAUCGAGAGGUAUCAAUUCACCAUUUUUGACCAAUUAUCCAAGAUUCAAAACUUAGAAUCUCAACAACUGGUUCAAAAUUUUGAGUCUUUCAGGAUUGCCUGUGAUGAUGCUAAUUGCAAAUUGGAAGUACAAAAUAUUUUAGAUAAAUUGAAGUAUGUUCGAAAAGCUGUCAUUGUGGAAUGUGGAAAUAAUAUUCCAGAUUUGGAAUCAUUUCAAGAAGAUCUUAUUAAUGUGCUUAAUCAUAUUCAGGAUUUGAAGGUUCAGUGUAAAGGGAAAGUUGAGGAAUUGAUAACGGAACAAAAUCAAUUAAAUGAAGAUAUAAAGCUCUAUAGUGAACGAUUAUGUUUAUGGACAGAGUCUCCCAAAUUAGAUUUACAAAAGAAUUUAGUUCAUUCCAAAAUCAAAACAACAAAUAAUGACCUUCCCAAUGAUGUUAGAAAAUUUAUGGAUUUUGUUAAAGUAAGCAAUGGUCAUGAGAAUGGUUGGGCUCUCAGUGAUCAUCAAUUAUUUUUAAAAUUAAGAAAGAAAUUUCCUGAUGUUAAUGCUUUGUGUCUGAACAUACAUGAGAUGUUGCCAGAUAUAAGUUUAGAAGACGUGAAAAGACAUGAAGCCUGGUAUGUUAAAUAUCUGAAUCUGAAAGAAAAAAACAACAACGCUAUUAAGAGGUGGCAGAAACUUAAAAGAGAAAAUCAAACGAAUGAUAUUUUGGAUUUUGUUAGUCAUUGUGAAAAUUCGGAACAGUUAGAAAAGAAUCCUAUAGAAUAUGCCAAAACGAUAGAAAAAAAUAAUGAUGAAAGAACUAAGGUUCGAGAAGAAAUAGAAAACUGGAAGAAAGAACGUGAAAUUAUGAGAAAUAUACAACAAACAAUGAAGCGAAAACAAUUAGAAGAAUCAAAAAUGAAAGAUAAAGAGAGAGAACAAAAAAAUGUAAUAAAAAAAGCUAUAGUUCAGAAAUGGAAAGAAGAGAAACUUGCUUCAGCCGAAGAAAAAAAUAAGAGUGAAGAAACUAAAAACUAUAUAGAACAGCAUGUUAGGGUUUCUGUUGCUAAUAAGAUGAUCAAAUAUUAUCAAUUACGGGAUAAAACCAGGUAUGACAAAUUAAUUAAACAUGAUGAAAAAAGUGAAAUACCUGAAAAAAAAAGAAGUACGUCACAAAUGAGCAGAGAUCCUAAAAGAUUAUUCAGACCAACACAACAAUGGAUCCACAGAUUUUUGGCUAAUAAUGAAAACAGUCCUAUCAGACCAGUAAAUUUCAUUGGUAGAAUACCAAAACUACAAAAACCAUCAUGGAGGCAGAGUUUAUAAUAUAAAUUGGUUUAAGUUCAAAACCCGACAAAUCCAAGUUACGAGGCAACCUGACCUUGGUCAAGGGCGAUUUGGAUACCGGAUGACGCGUAACCCUCACUCUUCAACCUAAGUUACGAGAGAACCUGUGUGAUCUAUAGACCUUGGGUUAGCUCUACGUCUAGACUAGAUCUAAUCUUUUGAUUUUAUUACCAGAAGGAAAAUUGUUUGUUUCGCUAAAAUUUAUGAAAUGAUUUUUUGCUGUGAAUAGAAUUUUAUUUUAUUUGAAGUAUAGAAAUAUCAAAUAUUAAAGUUUUUCUAUUCUAAUAUUUGAGGAACAGUAUGACCCAUGUAUUUAUUUAUUUAAAUUAAUGUGUCUCAGCUACAAAUGACCCAUGUAAAAUGCAAGGCAUGUAUUAUAAUUCAUUGUAUAAUGUAAGCUAAGUCAUAUUUUAGGAAAUUCAUGCCCUACUUAACUGCUAGCACAUUUCUUCUGAACACUCAAUAUAUGAAGAAUACUUAUUUAUAGUUAAUGUUACUGCUUAUAUUUCAUGAUAAAGUUUGAUAACAAUAUUCAUUAAGCAACCAAUUACAUAUACAAUUGAAAUUCCGAAUGAUUUGCUAAUAUGUACAGUUAAUUUCGAAAAGUCUUGCCACAUCUCAGUGACGCCCAUGGUUACUUCUUCCAAACAAAAACUGAAUGCAAUAUCAAUCGAAUUAUUUAGCACUAGAGUUCAAUUUCGAAAAUCAUCCCAAGAAAUAGUAUAGGCUGCGAGCGGAAUUAUGCCUUAUGGCUUCAAAACGAAUCAUCAUUCGAAUAGCUGAUAUUUUGUAUUCGAAUGAAUUUAAUAAUCGAAUACUGCAUUCGAUUAUGCGGAUGGUCCACUAUUAACGGUAACUGGAACUAGUAAUGAAAAAGAAGUAAUUGGAAUUAUUUUCAACAUGUAAUAAGAGAGAACUUGUGAUACUAUUUCGAGUUCAAGCACAUGAUUUUUUUGAUAUGAUAACCUUUCGACUGCAAUCAGAUUUGAAAUAGUGGAAAAUUUAACAGGACCCUUCCAAUAAUCCAAUGGAACUAGGAGAUAUAUAAUAUUUUGAAUGUCUAAUUUCAAUUGUACUCGAAGACUUGUAAUGAAUGGGGUGAAAUAUUUUUAUGUAGGUUGAUUGAAACUAUUCAAUGAUAUCAGCUGAACUAAUAAUCUACA
Molecule: messenger RNA, 2720 nt
Organism: Harmonia axyridis
Lineage: Eukaryota; Metazoa; Arthropoda; Insecta; Coleoptera; Coccinellidae
Product: coiled-coil domain-containing protein 112-like
Exons: 9
Coding region: 178-1536 (452 amino acids)
Source: RefSeq, a predicted model, not a curated record